Molecule: messenger RNA, 1080 nt
Organism: Jatropha curcas
Lineage: Eukaryota; Viridiplantae; Streptophyta; Magnoliopsida; Malpighiales; Euphorbiaceae
Product: protein FAR1-RELATED SEQUENCE 5-like
Source: RefSeq, a predicted model, not a curated record
AUGAAUUGGGUCCCAGAAUCGGAAUGUUGUUCCUCUAAUUUAGAAAGUCUUUUCAAAUGUUAUCUAAAGCAUGCAAAAGCGAGAGGAUUCAGUGUGGCUCGAAAGUCUGGCUCAAAAGACAGGGGAGGUAAUAAAAGAUAUUAUACAAUUUCGUGUGACAAGGGAAGAAAACCCACAGCUUCUUUUAAGGAAUCUAAAAGAACAGACUGCCCUGCUAAGGUUAGUGCAGUUUUGAGGAAAAAUGGAUUUUGGGAAGUCACAAAGAUCAACACAUACCAUAAUCAUGAAUUGGAAACCAUGUCUAGUUUCAUGCACGGACACAGAAAUUUAGAUUCAACGAUGAAGAGGAAGUUGGAAGCAAAUGAUAUUGCUGGAAUUAGAUCAUGCAAAAGUAUAAAGUUGAUGAUAGUAGAAGCAGGAGGCCCUAAGAAGAUGACUUGUUCAGUUAAAGAUUGUAGGAAUUAUAUUGAGGCAAGAAGAAGGCUGAGGCUAGGUGAUGGCGAUGCAGAAUCAAUUACUAGAAUGUUUAGCAGUAUGCAACUGAAAGACCGCAAUGUUUUUCAUUUGGUUGAUACAGACAAUGAUGGCAGAUUGAGAAAUGUAAUUUGGGUUCACUGUCGAAUUAGAGCUGCUUAUGAAGAAUUCAAUGAUGUUAUAUGCUUUGAUACAACAUAUCUUGUCAAUCGAUACAAAAUGUUGUUUGCAACUAUAGUUGGUGUAGAUCACCAUGGCCAAUCUAUUUUACUAGGUUGUGCGUUGAUCCCCCGUGAGGAUACUGUAGCUAACAAAUGGAAUUUUAGAAAUUGGUUGGCUGCAAUGGGUGGCAUUGCACGUGAAGCAAUAAUGACUAUCAGUGUGAAAUUCAAGCACAUUGAAAAAUUUAAGAAAGCAGAAGACAAUUUCAAGGGCUUGAUUUAUGAUAGCUUAACUGUGGAGAUGUUUGAAACACAAUGGGUUGAAUUUCUCAGAAAGCACGAAGUGGAGAGCAAUGAAUGGCUGCUUAAGUUAUAUCUGGAAAGAAGGAGAUGGGUACCUGUGUAUUUGAAUGACACAUUUUGGGGUGGGAUGCGCUCUACCUAG